UUCCGCUGAGUUCCGGUAAACAUCUCCGUGCUACGAGUGUGUCGGUGGAGACACAACACAGUUUGCCGCUGGUGCACCAUCAAUUCUCUUUAACUGACACCUGAAUAUUUCUACAUCCGCCGGACAGACGCACCACAGCUCAGCCAUGUCUCUCUAUGACGACCUGGGGGUGGCGGCCAACGAUACCAAGACGGAAGGCUGGUCCAAGAACUUCAAGCUCCUUCAGUCCCAGCUGAAGGUGAAGAAAGCGGCGCUGACCCAAGCAAAGACCCAGCGCAUGAAGCAGACCACGGUUCUGGCGCCCGUCAUUGACCUGAAAAGAGGCGGCCCCGUGGACGACCGGCAGAUCGCCGACACACCGCCGCACAUCGGCGCCAGCCUCAAGGACACAGUGCCGGCGGGCUUCUCCCCCGGCGACGCCCUUGUGCCCCUCGCCGACGAGUAUGACCCCAUGUUUCCCAACGACUACGAGAAGGUCAUCAAGAGGCACCGCGAGGAACGGCAGCGCCAGCGGGAGCUGGAGAGACUGAAGGAGAUCGACGAGAGGGACAAGAAGAGGAAGGACCCACGCCAAGAGGGCGUGGCCCCCAGUGGGUUUUCCCGCUUCCCGGCGGCGGAGGGGGACUCCGACGAUGAGGACGACUACGAGAAGGAGAGGAGGAAGAGAGCAAUGGGCGGGGCCGCCAUCGCACCUCCUUCUUCGUUGGUGGAUAGAGACGGCUCCGCCCCCUCAGCCUCGUUCUCCUAUGAGGAUGAGGCCCGCCCCCCCAGGGGGAAGGCUGCCAUCCCCCCUCCCAUGUACGAGGACUCUGAUAGGCCGCGGUCCCCGCCCGGUCCCACCAACUCCUUCCUCGCCAACAUGGGGGGUACGGUGGCCCAUAAGAUCAUGCAGAAGUACGGCUUCCGGGAGGGCCAGGGCCUGGGGAAGCACGAGCAGGGCCUGAGCACGGCGCUGUCAGUGGAGAAGACCAGCAAGAGGGGGGGCAAGAUCGUCAUCGGGGACGCCGCCGAGAAACCGGGGUCCAGCCAGGCAGCGGCGGUCGAGGUCGGAGUUCCUCCAGCAGACCCGGGCAAGAAGAGCGACCCCAACCCCCUGACGGAGAUCCUGAAGUGUCCGACCAAGGUGGUGAUCCUGAGGAACAUGGUGGGUCGGGGGGAGGUGGACGAGGACCUGGAGGGGGAGACCAAGGAGGAGUGUGAGAAAUACGGGAAGGUCAUCAGGUGUGUCAUCUUUGAGAUUCCCGUGGUAACAGACGACGAGGCGGUCCGGAUAUUCCUGGAGUUCGAGAGAGUAGAGUCGGCCAUCAAAGCGGUGGUGGAUCUGAACGGCCGGUACUUUGGGGGCCGCGUGGUGAAGGCCUGCUUCUACAACCAGGACAAGUUCAGGGUCCUGAACCUGGGGGAGGUGGUGUGAGGAGACCCCCCCCCCGUGGAGAGAGAGAAAGAGAGACACACACACACACACACACACACACACACACACACACACACACACACACACACACACACACACACACACACACACACACACACACACACACACACACACACAGCCCUUUGUAAAUAACCAAGAUGAUCUCUUUUUUUUUUUUUUAUAUGAACUGGCCAGCAAACUGUGUAUUAAAUGUUACUCCCGUAAA
Messenger RNA from Gadus chalcogrammus (walleye pollock), 1640 nucleotides. RefSeq names its product RNA binding motif protein 17 (gene rbm17). NCBI's taxonomy places the organism in Eukaryota, Metazoa, Chordata, Actinopteri, Gadiformes, Gadidae. The record is from RefSeq and is a predicted model, not a curated record. Gene Ontology annotation, molecular function: RNA binding. Gene Ontology annotation, biological process: mRNA cis splicing, via spliceosome; alternative mRNA splicing, via spliceosome. Gene Ontology annotation, cellular component: precatalytic spliceosome. Bases 146 to 1414 code for a protein of 422 amino acids. The transcript has 13 exons.